AUAUCAUUAUAAAAGCGAAUCUGCUGUCACAAAGGCGACACUCUGUUGCUGUGUCGUAAGAUGGUGCACGCGUCGUGUUGGGUUAUUUUUUGCUUUAUUUGUGUGUUCAGCUAUGUCAAAGCAGCUAAGGCCGGUGGGUCACCAAAGGUAGUGACUCCAUCGGGCCCUAUAGUGGGGUCCUUGAUGACGUCACGCCGUGGGCGUCUCAUACACGCCUUCCGGGGCAUUCGCUAUGCGGAGCCACCCAUUGGAGAACUGCGGUUCAGACUGCCAAUAUUAAUAACAAAAUAUAAGGAAGAUGUUAAUGCAACAGCGGAAGGUCCCGCGUGCCCUCAAGAUGCUGACUCGGGGUACUUCCUUGACGAGGACUGUCUGAGACUAAACGUGUACAAACCGGGAAACAGAAACAGCACUUCCCUUUUACCCGUUGUGGUGUACAUCCAUGCUGGAGGCUACUACUCAGUAUCCGGAAGGUCGGAUGUCGCUGGGCCUCACUAUUUACUUGACAAGGAUCUGCUCCUCGUUACCAUUAACUAUCGCCUGGGUUCAUUGGGAUUCCUAAGUACAGGCGACGCAGAGGCACCUGGCAACAACGGCUUUAAAGACCAGGUGACGGCCCUUCGGUGGGUGAAGCGGAACAUUCAAUCAUUUGGUGGAGACGCCAAUUGCGUGACGCUGGUGGGUUACAGUGCCGGAGGAAUGAGUGUCGCAUUACACACCGUGUCGCCUAUGUCUAAAGGUUUGUUUCAUCGAGCAAUUUCCAUGAGCGGCUCUCCUUUCUCCCAAAUACCUCGCAGCCCGGACCUCUUGUCGCUGGCCGUGCGUCAGGCGCGUCUAGUCGAUUGUCCCGACUCCUCCACGAGAGCCAUUGUCGACUGUCUCAGAACCGUUCCUUGGAGACGACUCGGGGCCUCACUUAAAGGAUUUAGGGAUUUCUCAAUCGACCCAAUUAUAAUUUGGAGACCAGUGAUCGAGAGAGACUUUGGCCAGGAGCGGUUCUUGGCUGAGGAUCCGAUGGACAGCAUCAGGGAGGGCAGGAUAAGCUCGGUUCCUUUCAUCGUCAGUCAGACGAGAGACGAAUUCUUCUGGGAGGCUUUCUUGGUAUUGAAUAACUCUAUUUACACGUCCCUGAUCAACUCCGAUUGGUACCGAGUAUCGCCGAUUGCGUUCCUGCUGCCGUCACCCUCCGACCGCGCCGCUGCCAUUCUCAGAGAGGCUUACGUGGGAAAUCAGCCCCUCGAAAACAACACGAUUGAUGCCCGAAAUCUGGGGAACCUGUAUGGAGACGCAGUCAUCGGCUUUGGGGUUCACAGGUUGGUGAAUUUACUAUCGUAUCAGUCUCGGCCGAUUUACCGCUUCGUUUUCGAAUACAUUGGCAAUCGCAGCCACUACGAGGACCCUGCUACCAGGAAACCUGUAGGUGUGGCGCACCACGAUGAGCUGAUUUACCUGUUCUCUCUCCGAGUGGCCUUCGAAGACAUCCCACCAUCACCUUCUCACGACUCUGUCAUGGUGGACAAGUUGACAACUAUUGUCUAUAACUUUGCAUGUACGGGUGACCCGAACCCUCUCUGGGGUCCUUCUCCCCCCACAUGGACACCCUUUACCCCCUCCAACGGCACUCAUCUCUCUAUCUCGGAUCAAUACACGCUAGGACAAGAUUGGUAUAAAGAGAGAUAUCGCAUUUGGGAACGACUCUACCCUAUAGAUUAUAGUUUAGCUUCAUUGUUGUGCCGUCGGAAUUGCACCUCAAUCUACACAUCGCUAUAUAAGCGAUAUUUUCUCAACCCCACUCAGUUGAGGAAAAUGUGGCGUAUCGUGCUACUGUGUUUUGUGCUCGUCUGCGCAGCUGCACAUGAUCAUAAAAAUAACCGCGACCACGAACUAGGUGGACACGGCCACAAAGGUCACAACCAUGGUCACAAUCAUGAGCAUCAUGACCAUGAUAUUGUAGAUGGUCGCCCGGUGGUGCGCAGUCCUUCGGGUGAGUUUCGCGGAGGCUAUAACGUAACAAGAAAAGGACGUCACUUCGAGACUUACCGGGGUAUUCGCUACGCCGAGCCCCCUGUCGGACAACUUCGUUUUCAGCCUCCUCGACCGAUCACCCACUAUCCCACCCCGGUAGACGCACGCUCGGAUGGACCCGCUUGCCCCCUCCCCGCAGCUCCCACAUACCCCGUCGAUGAGGACUGCCUCACCAUCAAUGUAUAUACGCCUCUCACCACCGAUAGGAAAAAGCUAUUGCCGGUAAUAUUCUUCAUUCAUCCGGGCGGCUUCUAUGUUAUGACCGGUCGUUCAGAUCUCGCGGGACCGCACUACCUCUUGGACAGGGAUCUGGUUCUAGUCACCAUCAACUAUCGCCUCGGCUCACUAGGAUUCCUCAGCACUGGUGACGCAGUGGCUCCGGGCAAUAACGGGUUUAAAGACAUGGUGGCAGCCUUGCGAUGGGUCAAUCGGAACAUUCGGGCAUUCGGAGGAGAUCCCGACAACGUCACGGUGGCCGGCUGUAGCGCCGGAUCCAUCAGCGCCAUGCUCAUGAUGGUAUCGCCCAUGGCCACAGGUCUAUUUCACCGAGCAAUAUCGAUGAGCGGCUCCCCUGUGGGAAAAGAGCCUCUGCCUAGUGAGCAGCGAUACCUGGCGGUUCGUCAGGCAGAACUGCUUAAUUGCCCGACUCACAGCUCACAAGCUAUCGUCGAUUGCCUUAAGACUAAGCCUUGGCGGGACCUAGGGAACUCGCUUAAUGGAUUUUAUGAAUUCGGAUUCGACCCAGUGGGUAUCUGGACAGCCGUAAUCGAGCCCGACUUCGGGCAAGAAAGGUUUCUCACAUCUCAGCCCGAUGAGGCCAUUCGAGAGAAGAAAUUGUAUGCCGUGCCUCAUCUCGUCAGUCAGACACAGGACGAGUUCUUUUGGAUGGCAUUCACCGUGACUCGCAACGACACCCUCCGAGAGCAGAUGAACUCGGAGUGGGAGAGAGUGGCCCCUAUCUCCUUCCUGCUCCCGCGGAAGAACGCCGAAGUUCCGAUGCGCACCCUUCGUCGGGUGUACCUUAAGGAUCGUCCUCUGAAGAACGAUGAAACCAGCGAACACGACCUUGGAAGACUCUACGUCGACUCUGUUGAGGGUCUUCCUGUCUACAGAAUGGCGAAGCUGAUGACCCUGCACUCACCGCAACCCGUUUACGAGUACGAGUGGGGCUACAUCGGGAACCACAGCCAUUACGAGGACCCCAAAACUAUGAAACCCCAAGGAGCGGCGCACCACGAUGAGCUGAUCUACCUGUUCACUCUACCUUACCGAUUCCCUGCCAUUGGCCUCGAAGGCCGCGACGCUGUAAUGGUCGACCGCAUGACUGCGCUCUGGUACAACUUUGCCAGAUACGGAGACCCGAAUCCUCGAGGUGACACGCCAGAGUUGGGCGAAUUGGUCUGGCCCAAGAUGACGUCAGACGACAUGACGUAUGUGCGCAUCGAUAACGACUUCUCCCUGAGGAAGGACCUGUUCAAGGAUAAAGUCGGAGUAUGGGAUGAAUUGUAUCCUAUGAAAUAUUAAUGAUACUUUUUUAAUGUGGUCUAAAAGGAUGUAACGAGGAGACAAUUAAAUAUAGGUAUUUUUUUAAAUAAUAAAGGCAUAUUCAAAGUU
This is a messenger RNA of Pieris rapae (cabbage white), 3639 nucleotides long. RefSeq lists its product as uncharacterized. Bases 61 to 3549 code for a protein of 1162 amino acids. Lineage: Eukaryota; Metazoa; Arthropoda; Insecta; Lepidoptera; Pieridae. The transcript has 22 exons. The record is from RefSeq and is a predicted model, not a curated record.